GGAAGGAGCCCCCCAGCCGGAAAACCUUGCCCUCGCCGGGGCAUCCCCAUCAGUUUGGAUGGGGUUUAACCAAUUUCCCUUGGGUUUGUGGCGAGGAGGAGGAGGAGGAGGAAGGCUGGGGGGUCCGUCCUGACCCGCUCCGAGUUGAAACCCUUUAUUUCUCCCCCCACACAAAAGGUCGCGCUCUGAAUUUUUAAUACAAGAAGGCACAGCGGGAGGCGGCGAUGGCGCAGAUCAGCCUGCGGGAGCUGGUGGACCUCGCCAUCGGGAUGCCCGAGGUCGGAGCCGUCAACUUCAACGCCCUCCACAGCCUGCUGCACGCCAUCCUGCAGCACCUCGGCCUGCAGGACGUCAAGACGGAGAUGCAGGAGCAGAGCCCGAAGCCUCUCCUGGCGCCCGCGCCUCCGCCGGAGAGGGCCCAGCUCUUGGAGAAGGAGAAACCUCCCUACGACAGCCUGGAGAAGAAGGUGGUCGGGGUGGAGGCCCAGCUCCAGGGCAUGGGCCAGCAGCUCCAGGACCUGGAGAAGCAGAUGGCCACCCUGGAGAAGUUGCCUUCUGGGACGGACCUGCUGGAGAGGACCAAGAGCAGCUCGCAGGCCACCUCCGUGGUGGCCGACAUGUGGCAGAUGAUGCAGAUGAAGAAGAAGAUCGAAGCUAAUGAGAACGGCGUCUCCAAGGCCAUGGCUCUCUUCCAGGAUCUCCUCACCGAGAUGAGCGGGGUGAAGACGACCCAGCUCCACGUGGAGGAGGACAUCGAAAGGAUCAAGGAGCUGCUGGGAUCGGUGACGUCCCGGGAUGCCACCAGCCAGCCGCCGGGCCUGCUCCGUGACCAGGCGAGGCCGGACAGGGACACGGAGGCCAAAAAGGGCCACUCGUCCCCUGGCGAGCCCCCCGGUGCGGCUGCUGAGGCCUCGGGGAUCCAGCCCAGCCCCAGGGAGGGGACUCCAGGGAUGCAGCCUGACUCCCGGGAGAUGCGAGCAGGGAUGCCGGGAGCGCCAGCCACCCGGACGGGCCCUCCCGCAGAUGGGACAAGGGCUUCUGACGCCGGUGCCAGCACCCCGGCUGCACAACCAGGGUCCCCUGACACUGGGGCCACCAUCCCAGGGGCACAGCCAGUGGCCCCUGGCACCCAGACCACCAUCCCAGGGGCACAGCCAGGGGCCCUGGGCACCCAGACCACCAUCCCAGGGACACAGCCAGGGGCCCCUGGCACCCAGACCACCAUCCCAGGGGCACAGCCAGGGGCCCCUGGCACCCAGACCGCCAUCCCAGGGACACAGCCAGGGGCCCCUGGCACCCAGACCGCCAUCCCAGGGACACAGCCAGGGGCCCCUGGCACCCAGACCACCAUCCCAGGGGCACAACCAGGGGCCCCUGGCACCCAGACCGCCAUCCCAGGGACACAACCAGGGUCCUCGGGCACCCAGACCACUGUCCCAGGGGCACAGUCAGGGUCCCCUGGCACUGGGGCCACUGUCUCAGGGACACGGCCAGGGGCCCCUGGCACCCAGGCCACCAUUGCAGGGACACAGCCAGGGUCCCCUGGCACUGGGGCCACCGUCUCAGGGACACAGCCAGGGUCCCCUGGCACUGGGGCCACCAUCCCAGGGACACAGCCAGCACCACCAGGGGUCCAAGCAGGAGGUGCAGGAGUUCAGCCAAGGCCCCUUGGCAGCAGACCCAGCCUUCCUGACGCUCGGACGGUCCCCCCUGAAGCCAGACUCGGUGCUCCGGGGGCACAGACCGAUGCUCCGAGCCCUGAGGAGGGCCGUGAGGCUUUGCCCAGCACACGGGGUGCCCCAGCAGGCUCCCCCGCAGCCCAGCGUGGCCCCCCGACAGCAGACCCCACUGCUACAGCCCACCAGCCGGAGACCCCCUCCAGCACAGACGCCAGGACCACGUCCUCUUCACAAGAGAGGGACAUGGUGGCCCUGCCCCGGGGGCCCGCGGGCUCACCCAGCGCCUCCGACCGCCACGCGGAGCCGGAGGCUCUCCGCCAGGUCGGGCAGCUCAGCAGCCUCUACGCAGCCUUGAAGGAGCAGGUGGCCCAGCUGGAGCUGACCAAGUGCGACCGAGCCGAGCUCGAGAAGCUGCGUCUGCUCUUCAUGGAGGCAGGCCACAUCUCUCUAGACCAGAAGAGCAGGCCCAGCAUCCUGGAUGACCUCCUGGACCGGGUGGCCUCUCUGCAGACCGUGGCCAGCGACCUGCAAGGUGAAAAGGCAAAGAUCAAACAGCUGCAGAACGUCGUUGAAAGGAUGGCGGUGCCAGGAGCCGACCAGAAAGCGGAGGGCACCAACCAGAUAAACCUGCAGUUAGGCUGUCUCAGGUCCACGGUGCAAGAGAUAGAGAAGGAGCUGAAGGAGCUGAGAGUGAAGCAGGACGGGGCCAAAGCCAAACUGGAGCAGUCUGUGACUGAUGUGGCCGACCACCUGCAGGAGCAGCUGGACAAGCUGAGGUCUGUCAUGGAGAACACGAUGGCCUCGUCUCCGGCCUUGCUGUCGAUGAGCGUGCCAGCGAGCCUGGAGCUGAGGCAAGAGGAGGUGCAGGCCACGUGCCCGGCCUGCAGCCUGGACGUCAGCGAGCAGGUCAGGCAGCUCUUCCAGCGCUACGAGCAGCUCCAGCACUUGGUUAACUCCUUCAUGGCGCGGCAGGCGGAGAUCAAGGCAGCGAGGCAGCUGCCAGCGAGGAACCAGCAGGAUGAGGUACUUCUGAAGCACAUCCAGGCCACCAUCCUGCAGGUGCAAGCGGAUUGUGAGAAGCUUAACUUCAUCACAGGGGAUCUCGUGGAUGGCCAUCGCCAGAAGCAGAAAGAUAUCGAAGCUCUGUUCCAGUCCCUGGAGAAGUUGGAAAAGGAGAAAGCAGACAGGGAGGAUCUGGUGACGGAAAUCAAUGUGAAAGCAGACAAAGCCGCCCUGGCUGGCAAAGUCAGUCGCACUCAGUUCGAUGCCACCAUGGAGCACCUGAAUAAGAUGAUUCAGGACAUGCUGGACAGGGUCACGGGUCAGGAGCAGGAUUGGCACCAAAUCCAACAAAAGCUCGUAGAAGAGAUGGACUCCAAGCUGGACCGCCUGGAGCUGACGCCGUUCCGCCAGCGGCUGGAGGAGCGCUGGAAAACCCUCCUGAAGCAGCUCCAGGAGAAGGCGCCGCGGACGGAGGCCGACGACGCGGCUGGGAUUAGGAAGCAGCUGCUGGCUCAUUUCCACUGCGUCUCCUGCGACAGGUCCCUCAACAUGCUGGUGCCUGGCCCGCACGUCCUGGCCAUCCCGUCCAUGCCGGCGUUGCCCUCGCGCCACUCGCUGCGGCCCCACACCGUCUUCGAGCUGGAGCAGAUGCGGCAGCACGGCCGCAGCCUGCGCUGGGGCCCGGCCGGGCUUCCCUCGCCCCUGGACGCCCUGCUGCUGGAGCGGGGCGCGCGGAGCCCGCGCUGCACCCACGAAUGGAUGAGCAGGGACACAGAGAAGGUGCAGCUCCACGACGGUGCCGGAGCCAGCAGCCAGAUGAUCAGGGACCUGCUGCAGCUGCCAUGCCUCAGCCCCGUGCCCCCCCGCGAGCGGGCGGCCGAGUGCGGGUACCCGAGCGUGCCGCGGCACUGCGGGGGCCGGCACACCCUCAUCCACCCGCUGCAGCGCUGCGCCCGCCGCCAGCUCCUCGCGCGUGCCAUCCCCGGGCACCCCGAGCCCGGCCCCGCGCCCGCGCCGGCCAAGGACGAGGUGGAGCUCCUGGGCCAGGACGGGCACGUCUACAAGGGCCGGCGGGACGUGCGGCUGCCCGCCAUUGCCAGCAAGGACGGGUCCCUGAAGAAGGCGGCCGCGCUCUCCCGCGCCUCGUCCCACGGGCCGUGGGGCGCCCAGGACGCCGGCAGCCCCCCCCUCGGCCCCGGAGCGCCCUGACCCCGCGCAGUGCCCCGGGUGCCACCGGGUCGCCCGAGGACAGGCCGGCGUCGUCACACGGGCCCCCGACCCACGUUGGCACCCGGAGGGAGCGCUGGCCGAGGCCCUCACCGAGGCGCCGGGCCGGGAAGCCGGGCAAUAAAGGGCUCCGGCCUUUUGGCAGCUUUGGGGGUUUAAAACGCUCUGGGGGCGCUCGGCGGGAUCCCCUCGGGCAGCGCCGGCCCCCCCCUUUCCCAGCUUUCCGCGAGCGUCGCGACUUCACCCAUCGCUCACCACGGCAGAAGCCACCUGUUUAUUUGCUUAAACGGCAUUUAUGGGGCCUGAUUUUUUGCCGCGGCGAAUGGCAGCUGCUGCGGCCCGGCCGACCUGCCCUCGGUCCGUUUGCUCGGAAUAACGCGGGAGCGGUUUGUUUUCCUUGGGGGCAGGGGAAGCACGCGCCCAGGCAGCCCGGCACGGCCGUGCCCCCGCGUCCCCCGGGCUCCCGUCCCACCGCGGCCCUCCCGCCGCCCCGUCGCUUCGCCCAGCCUCCUCUUUUCCCCGGCCGGCUGCGAAAGAGCCACGCUGAGACCUAGCGCACGUCGUGUCACGAGUGACCGGGUGCCGACAGCCGCUGGAAGCAGAGCGGGGCCGGGCCGUGCGGGUGGCAGGCACGGGGCUUCCCCGGGCAACCCGCGAGCGGCCACGUGCCUGCCCGGCCCGCGGGGGCACGCGCCGCUUCCCCUUUCCCCGAAACGCGGCGCGGCGAGGCGGCGUGGGAGGGGGGGCUGGGAGAGCGCGGGGCUGCGGCGAGGCGGCAUCUUCCGUGCACUCGUCCGGCGGGGUGCCGGUGCCGUUGCCCCGCUUUCCUCGCUCCAGGGGAGCAAAUUUGGGGGAUUCGGGGAGAGUGGCCGCAUAGGGAUGGCCCGGGGCACCCCCUGCCCCUGCACAUGGGGCCCAGGCGUCCGGGGAGCUCCCCCUCAGCCCCCAAUCUUCCCCCUGCACCCACAGACCCCGUCCCCCAUUACCCUGGCCGCUCUCCGAGCGCAUCUUCCCGGGAUGCUCCCUGCUUUCGGAGGUGGCGGGUGCUAAAUGCUGGCUGGGAGGGGGCUCAGCAGUGUCCAGGCUCCCGGACUCCAGUGCAAGGGCUGGGAAAAGCCAGGGCAAACCAGCAGGGCCGGAGCCGGCAAAGGGGGGGCACAGCAGCUCCCGGGCAAGGGCCAGCUGGGCCCAACCCUGCCAAGCACAGGAGCCCACCAGGGAGGGUGGGAGCCCCAGUUCCCCGCAGCCAGCCUGGCCCUCACCCACCUGUGUGUGAUUUGGGCAGGGUUGGGCCCAGCUGGGCAUUGCCCACAAAAGCAAGAGCCGGCAGCAGCCUCCUCCCUCCCCUGGCCCCGGUGCUGCCGGCUCUGCUGCUCCUGGAGCAGGUGAGUAGCCCCGAGUGGGGGAUUUUGUUGCUUCUCAUCCCGGAGGAUGCGCUGUGCUGGGGCUGCCAGUGUCGGGCUGGCGGCUCUUCCCAGGAAAAUGGGGCUUGUGCCCUGGAUUUCCCAGUCUCCGGGUGCCCCGUCGCUCAUUGGCAGCCCCAGAGCUGCUGCGUUCCCGUUUGGGGCUUGUUUUACCCCAGCUGUGUGUUGCACCCUGGCCGGGUGCUGCCCCACUGUGGGAGCAGGUGUCCGGGAGCAGGGCAAAGCUGUGCCUUCAUUUGGUGCCGGCAUUAAAGGCUAAAUCGGGGGUUUUGGCUUUGCGAGGUCCUGAGCAGAGCGAGGCUGCUCCCAUGCUGUAUCAGAGGACCGGGCGCAGCGGUGCCCCGGCUCCGGCAGCUCUCCGGCGUGCGUUUUGGGCGAGCUCGGGUAGCUUCUCCCGUGCAAUGUUCUCAUUAGGUGCUUUUAAAAAUAGCAGAUCAGAGAAAGAAAACACGGUGUUGGCUGGUGUCGCGUGCCGGAGGGCAGGUUUUGCUUUUUGCGUGCCCGUCUCGGGCACAGCUGCGUUUCGGAGCUGCUGGCGGCGGCAGCCGGAGGGGAGGGUUUGGUCUCGGCGUCGGCAGUGCUGCUUUUCGGCAGGCAGCCUGGGGACCAAGUGCGCUUGAGCCCUGGCCGGGGCAGCAGCCCCCUGAAAGGGGUCCGGGGGCAUCGCGGUCCCCUCUGUGGGGACGAGGAUGGGGCAGGUCUCGCCCUCGUUCCCAGCCCCUGCUCCGAGGCGCUUCCCCCACCAGAAAGCCGCCUUCCCGGGAAAGAGAAAAAGCAGGAACUGCUGGUGUUAAAAAAGUGAUUUUUUUUUUUUAUUAUUUUUAAAUUAAUAAAAAACCUUCAACCUGUUUUUGUUGUGUUUUUGUUUUGUUUUUUUUUUUUAAGCAAGAUUGAUUUGAAAACUAAAA
Messenger RNA from Dromaius novaehollandiae (emu), 6240 nucleotides. RefSeq names its product glutamine rich 2 (gene QRICH2). Lineage: Eukaryota; Metazoa; Chordata; Aves; Casuariiformes; Dromaiidae. The coding region runs from base 225 to 3890 and encodes 1221 amino acids. The transcript is spliced from 19 exons. The record is from RefSeq and is a predicted model, not a curated record.